Dromaius novaehollandiae (emu) is the source of this 938-nucleotide messenger RNA. RefSeq names its product large ribosomal subunit protein bL17m-like. The record is from RefSeq and is a predicted model, not a curated record. Gene Ontology annotation, cellular component: mitochondrial large ribosomal subunit; ribosome. NCBI's taxonomy places the organism in Eukaryota, Metazoa, Chordata, Aves, Casuariiformes, Dromaiidae. The coding region runs from base 111 to 626 and encodes 171 amino acids. The transcript has 3 exons. Gene Ontology annotation, biological process: translation. Gene Ontology annotation, molecular function: structural constituent of ribosome.
UGCCACGCGGCGCGCGGGGGCUGCCGGGAGGCGGCGCCGCUGGUGCCACGCGGGGGCUGCCGGGAGGCGGUUCCCGUGGUGCCCGGCGGCGGCGGCGGGCAGGCGGCGGGAUGCGGCUGUCGGUGGCGGCCGCCAUCUCGCACGGGCGCGUGCACCGGCGGCUGGGCCUGGGCCCCCGCUCGCGCCUCGACCUGCUGCGCAACCUGGUGACGGCGCUGGUGCGGCACGAGCGCAUCGAGGCGCCGUGGGCGCGUGCCGACGAGAUGCGGGGCUACGCGGAGCGGCUCAUCGACUACGCCAAGCGGGGGGACACCGACGAGCAGGCCAUGCGCAUGGCGGACUUCUGGCUGACGGAGAAGGACCUCAUCCACAAGCUGUUCAAGGUGCUGGCACCACGGUUCCAGCCCCACGCUGGCAAGUACACCCGCCUGCUGCAGAUCCCCAACCGGGACAGCCUCGACCGCGCCAAGAUGGCUGUCAUUGAGCUCAAGGGGAACCCCUUCCCCCCGCUCAUCCGCACGCGCCAGGACACCGAGAAGACACUGCUCAACCAGCUCCUGAAGGGCUACCGGGAGGAUGUCCAGCGGGCCACGGCCCCGCACGUCCCCGAGGGCACCGCUGUGUAGGCAUCCCUCUCUUCUCCAAGGGAGGCCUUGUGCAAGCGUGGGGAUGGGGCUUGGCAUGAGCCACGUGUGCGUGAGACCAGCAGGCUCGCCUGGAGGGGCAGCUCACUGCUGUCCCAGAGCACAGGACUGCACAGUGUCCUAGGAGGUCUCAAGGUUCAUUCCCAGCCCUGAAUUAUCAUAACAGGGGCACAAGCUUGAGGUUUACUUCCUUUUUCCUGUGAUUUAAAUAGCAAUUGAGCAAGAGAAGGAAAUCAAGCUGGGAGCCUUGAUGGUUGAUGUUCUUUGUGUAAAUAAACACUAUUCAGAAAGUGA